Messenger RNA from Aspergillus nidulans FGSC A4, 932 nucleotides. Its product is annotated as haloacid dehalogenase, type II. Lineage: Eukaryota; Fungi; Ascomycota; Eurotiomycetes; Eurotiales; Aspergillaceae. The transcript has a single exon. Gene Ontology annotation, molecular function: (S)-2-haloacid dehalogenase activity; hydrolase activity, acting on halide bonds, in C-halide compounds; phosphatase activity. Bases 70 to 861 code for a protein of 263 amino acids. The record is from RefSeq and is a predicted model, not a curated record.
CUUAUGUUUAUUGAAGUACCACGGUGAACUAAGAUUUUCGCUGUUUCAAGGCCGAUUAGAGACGAUACCAUGUCUUUCAGACCGCAGACCAAAGCUCUCUUCUUUGAUGUUUUCGGCACCACAGUUCAAUGGCGCAAGGUCGUUACGAAAGCCCUGAAAGAAGCCAGCGAAAACGCCCUCCGUAGCGAUCGAGAAUCGCUCCAGGAUGAUAUCCGUGCACAGGCAUCGGCAAUGACAGAAGAUAAUUGGCACAGCAUGGCCGAGGACUGGCGCGCAUCAUACGGUCGAUUCACAUCGACGUUCGAUCCGUCUAACGGCUUCGUCUCCAUCGAUCAACACCACUACGACUCACUUCUUGAGAUUCUUCGGUCUCGACAGCUAGACGAGCUUUUUACGGAGAGCGAACUGCAAGACGUCGUUCAGUGCUGGCAUAGACUCGAGCCGUGGAAUGAUACCGUGGAAGGGCUGAAGCUGCUAAGCAGCAAGUUCCGCACAAGCACGCUGUCCAACGGCAACGUCUCACUUCUCGAGGACCUCGUGCGGCAUGCCUCGCUUCCUUUCACGGAUAUCGUGAGCGCCGAACAUUUUGGCGCCUACAAGCCGUCACCGCGUGUAUACCUGGGGGCUGCUGAGAAGCUGGGGUUCAAGCCCGAGGAGUGUAUACUUGUGGCGGCGCAUUUGAAAGAUUUGAAAGCGGCCAAGGCUUGCGGAUUCGGGACAAUCUACGUUGAGCGCGUUGGAGAAGAGUUUGGUAAUCUAGAUCACGCCAUCCAGGAGGGAUAUGUCGAUCUGGCCGUGGAGAUGGAAGACAGCCCGGAUGGCUUCGUAGAGGUUGCGAGACGGCUGGGUAUCUCGACCUAGUAGAGCUUCUAACUUGAAUUACUGGUAGGGUGUACUACACUACCUGUCUAAUGGACGCUUGUACCACGGCA